AUCUGUUGGCAGCGGACAGUGAAGGAAUUCGCCGCGUUGUAGUCUGUCCCAUUUUGGGACCUUCUCAGUUGGUUAACACUUCAUAGGUUCUUCUGCCUGAGGAGAGGCCAGCCCUAGGAGCAGUUUGUUGGGCAAUGGAUGCACUGUUCCUGACUUGGCAGUAAGCCAUUCUACCUUACCAGCUGUCCUGCAACUCUCUAAGAUUCGCCAGGUCACAAGCUUCUGCUCUGCAAAUGGAGGGUAACUCAAAGACCAGCCUCUUUCUAUGUGCUCAGACUUACUCAGUGACUUGGCUGGACUUUUUCAUAUGAAGCUCCCACCUCUGUUUGCUGCUGUUGGUCUGAAAACUCUGAGCUGGUGCCACUUUUGAAUAGGAUGCUGUUUGCCUGAAGACCUGAACCCAGUUUUUGGAAUUGCCCUAAGGAGGAGCUUCCUCUCUGACCUCAAGGGGAGGAGGAGGUCAUUAGGAAGUGGUGGGUGGAGCCACGUCUCUACUUCUGCUGUCUCUCCCUGCUCAUCGAAUAGCCCUUUGGCUAUCUGUCUCUAUUCACCCUGAAGUCUUUUUUGAGGAGCUGCAGAGGGUGCACAAGCCACUGUCUGGAGGUUCUUUGGAACACCCUCCUUUUGGGUGGGGUCAGCAGACACGAGAGUGCCAUGUGGCCUAGUUACCAAGAUGAGCACGAGUUCAACGCCCACCUGGUUUGCCGCAUGUGCUGUAUGGAUGAACGGGACCGUGUUCAGAAGAAGACAUUCACCAAAUGGGUCAAUAAGCACCUGAUGAAGGUCCGCAAGCACAUCAAUGAUCUUUAUGAAGAUCUGCGGGAUGGCCACAACCUAAUCUCUCUGCUGGAGGUCCUCUCAGGCAUCAAACUGGAGCCAGCAGGGCUGAAGACCCUCCGUCUCGUGAGCAUGCCCUCCUGGCGCCAUACAAACAGCGAAGAGCAGGAGGAGGAAGAUGAGGAUGAUGUACCCCGGGAGAAGGGCAGGAUGCGUUUUCAUAGGCUCCAGAAUGUGCAGAUUGCCCUGGACUUCCUAAAGCAGCGGCAGGUGAAACUAGUGAAUAUUCGCAACGAUGACAUCACGGAUGGCAACCCCAAGCUGACCCUGGGCCUGAUCUGGACCAUUAUUUUGCACUUCCAGAUCUCUGACAUCUACAUUAGUGGAGAAUCAGGGGACAUGUCAGCCAAGGAGAAGCUUCUCCUGUGGACCCAGAAGGUGACAGCUGGUUACACAGGGAUCAAAUGUACCAACUUUUCCUCCUGCUGGAGUGAUGGGAAGAUGUUCAAUGCACUUAUUCACCGAUACAGACCUGAUCUGGUAGAUAUGGAAAGGGUACAAAUCCAAAGUAACCGCGAGAAUUUGGAGCAAGCUUUCGAAGUAGCAGAAAGACUGGGAGUCACCCGCUUACUGGACGCAGAAGAUGUGGAUGUGCCAUCUCCAGAUGAAAAGUCUGUGAUCACUUACGUGUCUUCAAUUUAUGAUGCCUUCCCUAAAGUCCCUGAGGGUGGAGAAGGGAUCAGUGCUACGGAAGUAGACUCCAGGUGGCAAGAAUACCAAAGCCGAGUGGACUCCCUCAUUCCCUGGAUCAAACAGCAUACAAUACUGAUGUCAGAUAAAUCUUUUCCCCAGAACCCUGUUGAACUAAAGGCACUUUAUAACCAAUAUAUACACUUCAAAGAAACAGAAAUUCUGGCCAAGGAGAGAGAAAAAGGAAGAAUUGAGGAAUUAUAUAAAUUAUUAGAGGUGUGGAUUGAGUUUGGCCGGAUUAAACUGCCUCAAGGUUACCACCCAAAUGAUGUGGAGGAAGAAUGGGGAAAGCUCAUCAUCGAGAUGCUGGAGCGAGAGAAGUCACUUCGCCCAGCUGUGGAGAGGCUGGAAUUGCUGCUACAGAUUGCGAACAAAAUCCAGAAUGGUGCUUUGAACUGUGAAGAGAAGCUGACACUAGCUAAGAAUACACUGCAGGCUGAUGCUGCUCACCUGGAAUCAGGACAACCGGUACAGUGCGAGUCAGAUGUCAUCAUGUACAUUCAGGAAUGUGAGGGUCUCAUCAGGCAGCUGCAGGUGGACCUCCAGAUCCUACGGGAUGAGAAUUACUACCAGCUGGAAGAGCUGGCUUUUAGGGUGAUGCGUCUGCAAGACGAGCUGGUCACCCUGCGUCUAGAGUGCACAAACUUGUAUAGGAAGGGCCAUUUCACUUCACUUGAAUUGGCUCCACCCUCUACUUUAACCACUACUCAUCUGAAGGCAGAACCCUUGACCAAGGGAACUCAUUCUUCCUCUACCUCCUGGUUCCGAAAACCCAUGACUCGGGCUGAACUUGUGUCUAUCUCGUCCUCUGAGGAUGAAGGCAAUCUUCGAUUUGUGUAUGAACUACUGUCUUGGGUAGAAGAAAUGCAGAUGAAACUGGAGCGAGCAGAGUGGGGCAAUGACCUGCCUAGUGUGGAGUUGCAGCUGGAGACACAACAGCACAUCCACACCAGUGUGGAAGAACUGGGCUCAAGUGUCAAAGAGGCCAGGCUGUAUGAGGGAAAAAUGUCCCAGAAUUUCCAUACCAGUUAUGUUGAAACUCUUGGAAAGCUGGAGACACAGUAUUGUAAACUGAAGGAAACUUCCAGCUUCCGGAUGAGGCACCUUCAGAGCCUGCAUAAAUUUGUCUCCAGAGCUACAGCUGAGUUGAUCUGGUUGAAUGAGAAGGAGGAGGAGGAACUCGCAUAUGAUUGGAGUGACAACAAUCCCAAUAUCUCAGCCAAAAGAAAUUACUUCUCUGAGUUGACAAUGCAGCUGGAGGAGAAACAGGAUGUGUUUCGGUCUCUACAAGAUACAGCAGAGCUGCUGUCACUUGAGAACCACCCAGCCAAGCAGACUGUGGAGGCUUACAGCGCUGCUGUCCAGUCCCAGUUGCAGUGGAUGAAGCAGCUAUGCUUGUGUGUUGAGCAGCAUGUAAAAGAGAAUACUGCUUAUUUUCAGUUCUUCAGUGAUGCGCGGGACCUGGAGUCAUUCUUGAGGAACCUCCAAGACUCCAUCAAAAGAAAAUAUUCCUGUGACCACAAUACCAGCUUAUCUCGUCUCGAGGACCUGCUCCAGGACUCCAUGGAUGAAAAGGAGCAGCUUAUACAGUCCAAGAGUUCCGUUGCCAGUCUUGUUGGGAGAUCAAAAACCAUUGUUCAGCUAAAGCCACGCAGUCCUGACCACGUGCUAAAGAGUACCAUUUCUGUGAAGGCCAUCUGUGACUAUCGGCAGAUAGAGAUCACCAUUUGCAAGAAUGAUGAGUGUGUGUUGGAAGAUAAUUCGCAGAGGACCAAAUGGAAAGUGAUCAGCCCCACAGGGAAUGAGGCGAUGGUGCCAUCGGUCUGUUUCCUUAUCCCCUCACCCAAUAAGGAUGCCAUGGAGAUGGCCAGCAGGGUCGAACAGUCUUACCAGAAAGUGAUGGCCCUUUGGCAUCAGCUACAUGUUAACACCAAAAGCCUUAUUUCCUGGAACUAUCUGCGGAAGGACCUUGACCUUGUAAAGACCUGGAACCUGGAAAAGCUUCGAGCCUCAGCACCAGGGGAGUGCCACCAGGUUAUGAAGAACCUCCAGGCCCACUAUGAAGACUUUCUGCAGGAUAGCCGUGACUCUCUGCUCUUCUCAGUGGCUGAUCGUUUGCGCUUGGAAGAGGAGGUGGAGGCUUGUAAAACCCACUUCCAGCACCUGAUGAAGUCCAUAGAGAAUGAGGACAAAGAAGAAACUGUGGCCAAGACGUACAUUUCAGAGCUGAAGAAUAUCCGACUACGCCUGGAGGAGUGUGAACAGCGGCUGAUCAAACGAAUUCAGUCUCCAGCCAGUUCUAGGACUGACAAAGAUGCCCGGCAGGAUAGUGCAUUAAGGAUCGCGGAGCAAGAGCGUACCCAAGAGGACUUACAGCAACUGAGGUCAGACUUGGAUACUGUUUCCACGAAAUGCAACAGCUUUCUCCAUCAGUCUCCAUCUGGUUCGAGUGUCCCAACUCUGCGCUCAGAACUCAAUCUGCUGGUGGAGAAAAUGGACCAUGUGUAUGGUCUCUCCACGGUCUAUCUGAAUAAGCUAAAGACAAUCGAUGUUAUAGUGCGUAGCAUCCAGGAUGCUGAACUCUUGGUCAAAGGUUAUGAAAUCAAGCUGAGUCAAGAAGAAGCAGUACCAGCGGAUCUCUCUGCUCUGGAGUCUCAUCGGUCUACGUUACGGCACUGGCUUAGUGACGUGAAGGACAAGAAUUCAGUGUUUACAGUCCUGGAUGAGGAAAUUGCCAAGGCCAAGGCAGUGGCAGAACAACUGAGUCGUCUGACUCCAGAGCGAAGCCUGGAUUUGGAGCGCUGUCAGGAGAAAGGCUCCCAGCUGCGGGAACGUUGGCACCGGGUCAUUGUCCAGCUCGAGACCCGCCAAUCUGAGCUAGAAAGUAUUCAGGAAGUUCUGGGAGAUUACAGAGCCUGCCAUGGAACUCUCAUCAAAUGGAUUGAGGAAACCACUGCCCAGCAGGAAAUGAUGAAGCCAGGCCAGGCAGAGGAUAGCAGAGUGCUGUCGGAGCAGCUUAGCCAGCAAACGGAUCUGUUUGCAGAAAUCGAGAAGAAUCAGACAAAGCUGGACCAGUGUCAAAAAUUUUCCCAGCAAUACUCCACUAUUGUAAAGGACUAUGAAUUGCAACUGAUGACAUACAAGGCAUUUGUGGAAUCACAGCAGAAAUCCCCUGGCAAGCGCCGUCGCAUGCUUUCCUCCUCAGAUGCCAUCACGCAAGAGUUCAUGGACUUGAGGACUCGCUACACAGCUCUGGUGACCUUAACAACUCAGCAUGUAAAAUACAUCAGUGAUGCGCUCCGGCGACUAGAGGAGGAGGAGAAAGUUGUAGAAGAGGAAAAGCAGGAGCAUGUGGAGAAGGUUAAAGAACUUUUGGGCUGGGUGUCUACCCUAGCAAGGAACACACAAAGCAAAGCUACCUCAUCCCAGACCAAAGAAUCAACGGACAUUGAAAAAGCUAUUUUAGAACAGCAGGUUCUGGCAGAGGAACUGACAACCAAGAGGGAACAAGUCUCUGAGGCCAUUAAAACCUCACAGAUCUUCUUGGCCAAGCAUGGUCAUAAGCUCUCAGAAAAAGAGAAGGAACAAAUAUCUGAACAAUUAAAUGCCCUAAAUAAGGCUUACCAUGACCUUUGUGAUGGUUCAGCAAACCAGCUUCAGCAACUUCAGAGCCAGUUGGCCCAACAGACAGAACAAAAGGGCUGCAGAGCUGUUGCUGGGGUGAUUGACCUAGGCACAGUGGAGAUAUUUCCCGUCUUCAAAGCCAUGCAAAAGGGCCUCAUUGACCAAGACACAGGCCUUGUGCUCCUGGAAUCCCAGGUUAUCAUGUCUGGCCUCAUUGCCCCUGAGACCAGUGAAAAGCUCUCUCUGGAAGAGGGUCUAGCCAGAAACCUCAUUAAUCCCCAGGUGUACCAGCAGCUGUGGGAGCUACAGGAUGCCCUGUCCUUAAUAAGCAGGCUUACUGAGAGCAAAGGCCUUCCUUCCGUGGUGGAAGCAAUUGAAAAGAAAAUAAUCAGUGAGAGAAUUGGACUAAAAGUGUUGGAAGCUCACCUGGCAACUGGAGGUUUCAGUUUCCCUCCUAACGAGGGCUGCGUCAACCUAGAGGAGGCUUUUCACCAAGGCCUUAUUUCUGCAAGGCUUCACUCAGUGUUAGAGUCUUACUUGAAAUCAUCCAAGAAUUUGAUAGACCCCAACACAGCUGAGAAAAUCAGUUUGCUAGAUCUGACGCAGAGAUGUAUUGUCCACCAGGAAUCAGGGUUGAAACUGCUCCCCGUCAAACAACUGGCAGGGGGAAUGGUGAGCCUAAAAUCAGGCCGGAAGGUUAGUGUUUUUCGUGCAGUUCAGGAAGGCCUAAUAGAUAGGCAGGUCACUGUCCGGCUGCUGGAAGCUCAGCUUUUUGCUGGUGGCAUAGUAGAUCCAAGAACAGGACACAGACUUACUGUAGAAGAGGCUGUAAGACAUAAUUUGAUUGACCAAGAUAUGGCCUGUGCUAUUCUCAUAAGGCAGCUUCAGACAGGAGGCAUCAUAGACACCAUCACUGGGCAUAGGCUGACAAUAGAUGAAGCAGUGAGCAAUGAUCUAGUAGCUGCUAAGAUUGCUCUUGUGAUUCUGGAGUCCCUUUGGUCAUUCAUGGGGUUGCUGUGGCCUGAAUCUGGAGAGAUCCUCCCAAUCACAGAUGCCCUGGAACAAGGUAUUGUGUCUACUGAACUAGCUCACAAAAUUCUUAGUAGCCGACAACAUAUUAAAGCUCUGUUUCUGCCAGCAAGCACAGAGGUUUGGUCCUGGAGAAAAGCAGUAGAAGAUGGUAUGUUGGACAAAGAUCUUGUCAAUAACUUAAAAUCCGUUUGCAUACCUGAUGUGAUGCCCCACAUGCAAUUAGCAGAUUAUUCAGAACGAACCAAAUUGAACAUUAAUCCUGGAGCAGUAGGUCUACCACACAGCAGGUGCCAAACUGAGGGCGUAGUAAGCCAUGGUGAGAAGCUGUUGUUUCAGCUGAUGACUCACAGCUAUAUUAAUGUGCAGGAUGGACAGAGGCUGCUCCUGGUAGAUGACGAGCUGUUAGAGACACUGACAGCAAGAGGAGAAUAUCAAGCAGGUCCUCCAGAAGUGUUUGAAAUUGGGCAUCAGAGACUAGAAAGUCCCAAGGGAUUACAAGAAUUGGUGAAUGUCAAAACCACAGAAACGUUCUGUGAUGGACUGAGUGUGAAGCCACGUGAGCUCCAGAUUUCUUCUCAGAACAAAGACUAUCCCACUCAGGCAGUUUGCAAUGAAGCAAAAGGCAAAAGGACCACAAUGGAAACUGAAGGUUCCUCAGUAGAGAACUCUGAAAGGGACCUGUUUGUGGGGGAACAAAAAGUGAGAAAUCCAAAUGUUGAUUCUUUGAUGGUCCUAGAUAAAGUCCAGUCAGAGUUAAAAGGACAAUUGCUAGGUACCAAAAAGGAAGAACUAGCAGGAAUGUCUACCAGAGAAAAUGUUAGCAGGAGAUUUCUCCUUACAGUACCCACUGAGGAAGCUGAAGCUGUGACCUUGGCGGUAGGCAAAGAGCCUUUCUCUGUCGAGACACCGAAGGAAGAAUGGCAGAAUUCCAGAAAGGCUUCCUUUCUGUGUCAGACAGAACAAGCAAACACACUUGAAACUGAAAUUCCAGGUGAAACUGGGAGGCUACUCCUAAAACCCCAAAGCAAAAAGCCACAAUUUCAGAUAAAGAAAACUCUAGACUUAGAAUCAGAGCUAAAGUCUGAAGAUGACAUGAAUAUUCAUACUCUAGAUAAACAGAAAACCUUAAAUAAAACAUUUUUGGGUAGGGAUGACCAUAAACAUAAUCCAGAAGGACACAACAUUGCAGGCAGUAGUACGAUGACAUUAGAAAAAACAGAUGCAGAAGAUCAUGGUCAUGAAACCUCCCUGCCAUGCGGUCAUCCUUCAGAAUUGCUCCCGGAAGCUACCUUAAAUACGUUAUCUGCACAAUUACUAGAUGGUGGUAUCAUUCACGGACAAACAGGUCAGAAGCUCUUAUUAAAUGAGGCAAUAGCCCAAGGUAUUGUGCCCAGCCACACUGCCAUCAAACUAAUGGGAAAGCUGAACAUGUUUCGUGGCUUCUUUGACUCUCAGACCUGCGAGUCUUUGACUACUGAAGAAGUCAUCGAUGAAGGUCUGAUGGAUGAGAAACUAUUACAUAAUGUCCUCAGGGCGGACAAAGCUAUAAGUGGAGUCUUAGACCCCCGUAGCCACACACUGUGCUCUGUGAGGGAAGCAGUUGCAAUGGGACUUCUUGACACACAAACAGCCUUGAGAAUUUUAGAGGGGCAGGUGGUGACUGGUGGCAUUGUUGACCUGAAACGAAGCAAAAAAGUUUCAGUUACUUUGGCCUCAAAUCUUGGCUUGGUGGACAGUGCUGAUGAGACAGAGCUUAUAAAUCUGGAGAAAGCUUCCAAAGGCAGAGAUGCUGAGAAAACAGUCAGGGAGAGAUUUAUUAGCUUACAAAUGGAAACAACUGGAAUUCUAGACCCUGAGAGCAAAGCUCCUUUAACAGUCAUGCAGUCCAUUGACAGAGGACUUCUGGAGAGAGAGGAGGCUGUUCAGUUGUUGACCAAGCAGGUGGCGGAUGGAGGUAUCAUUCACCAUACAUCUGGGAUGAGACUUUCUGUUGAUAAUGCCUUUGAACAUGGCAUCAUUGAUGAAGAUUUAGCCAAGCAACUCAGAAAAGUUGAGAACUUAAGCCUCCAUCGCUUUUUUCAUCCUGAAACCAAGGAAACUAUUUCCCUUUCUGAAGCCAUAAAAUUAGAACUUGUUAACCCAGACUUGAAAAGAGAAAUCCAAGAAAUUCAGGCUUUGCCUGGAAGCUUUGUAGGUCACAUUUCUGGCCAGAGAUUGGCCUUGGCAGAAGCUGAAAAAGAAGGACUGUUAACUAAUGAAGCAAUAUUGUCUUCAGGAAUGAUGCAUGGGAUUGUAGAUCCUGAGAAUUACAGAAUUGUUCCCUAUUCAGAAUUAGUAAAGAAAUGUAAGAUUGAUAUUGAAUCUGGACAGAGAUAUCUAGAAGUAAUUCCCUUCUCAGACAUUAAAGAUGGAGCAAGUGACAAAGUGCUUACAUUGUCUCAAGCAACUCAGCUUGGAAAAGUGGACUUUGUAUCUACACUGAAGGUUUUGGAAGCUCAAGCAAAUACUGGGGGGAUCAUAGAUACUGCCACAGGAAAAAGACUGACAUUGGCAUCAGCCUUAGAACAGAAAUUAGUGGAUGAAAACAUGGUUAAAAUUAUUGCAUCUCAUCAGGUGUUAAAUGGAGGAAUUGUUGACAUAUUUAAUGAUCAGAGAGUGACUUUAAAGGAAGCUGUUGAGAAAAGAUUGAUCAGUCCUGAACUGGCAGCUAUGAUCCAGGUAGAUCCUUUAGAGUCCUGCAAUCACGGGGCUCAGAUUGAGAAGCAAGAUGAGAUUGAAGUACGUGAAAUAGAGAAGGAAUUUCUAAGAAAGGAAAUGUUAGUUGUAUGUAAUCAGACUGCUGGAAUGAGUUGUGGUAAAGGAGCAAGUGAGAAAUUAUUUCAGAUUGCAAGUCAGACUGUACAAGGAAAGGUUCAAACAAGAGUUUCUGAUGGGGGGCAGGCCAAAAAGAGCAUGGAAAUUUCAUUACAGGAAAUGGAGUGCAAGGAUCAAGAUAAAAAGAGAGUUUCUCCAGAUGCUGAAGAAUCUGUCGGUAUCAUAAGUCCUGGCGAUCAUAAAGGUACAUUGUUGGGCCAAGGUUCAGCGACACUCUCUCGCUCAGAAGCUCAUGAUUUUAAAUUCAAAGAGGUGGCUAGUAAUGAUGUGGAAAAAAACACAAAUGAAGAGCAGGAAACAGUAGGAGCCCAAAUAGAAAUUACUUCCCAUAUGAAAUGGUCUACAUCAGGUCCAGAUUCUAAAGAGAUAAGGGAAAACCAAGAAAGAAUUAUUUCAGAAGUACAGGAAUCAGAUUAUGAAACUUCAGGCAGAUUGCUGAGUGAGCAGGUUAUGCAGAAAUCAAUGAAUACCAGAGAGAAAAGUAAGAGGAAGGAGAGGGAGAUGAAUCUAGAAGAAAGUGUUGAAACACACAAACCAGUUCUUUCCAAAGAAAAGUUGAAUCAAGAAACCAUUGUUACAGCUGACCAGGGAUCCACCGUAGAGAAUCUACCUGUGGAAAUAGCCAUUAGUGAAAAAGAAGCUGGUAGAGAGCUGGAAUUUUCUAUUAUUUGUAAAGAUGAAAACUCUUCCCAAAUGAUACCCAAAGGAAUUUCUGUAAAUCAGGAUGCUUUAACAUUCUUCAAACCCAAUCAAGUUAGUGAAAGAGAAGUAAAAAAUUUAAACCUCUGCCUAACUUUAAAAGCAGAAGAAAAUUUUUCUCAAAUUACUUGUGGGGCCCAGAGUGAACCAUUCUCUUCUAUGACCCCAGGACCUAAAGGAUUACACUAUCAGGAAUUAGUUGGAAAGACCCAAGUUGCAGGCAGAUCCCAAAUUUCUGAAACAAACAAGCCUCUCCAGGGAACCAUCAGACCAGAGACCAAUGAUUACCAAGAUUCCUGUGUUACUUUUAAAACCAAAGAAACCAAAGAUCUGAUUCGCUCAUCUAAUGGAUAUAAAGAAAGAUCAUACCAAGAAGUACCUUCUGACUCAACAAGAACUCUUAAACUGGAAGAAAGUACAGUUUCUAGAGUAGACCCAAAAGAAGUCAGCUAUCUGGAAGUCUCAGACAAAAAGGACUUUUAUCAUCAAGACAGCAAAAGUGAUAAUGAAAUCUGUGGAAUUCUUGCAUCUAAAAUAGUAACAACUCAGGAAAUAACUGGAGAGAAAUUUCUAGAAAUGUCCAGCCCUACAGUUACAGAUGUAGAGGCAGCAUCUUUUGAGGGCAUAGUGACUCAGGGCAAUCCCAGAGUCUUAGUGUCCCUUCUUCCAGAGAAACUCUUCAAAGAUGUGUCUCAAAAAGAGAGGACAGGGCAACAAGAUGCCGCCAUUAGUCCAAUUAUUGCAGAGACCAGUGAAGAAAAUCCAGUGCCGCUCAUAUACCCUACAAUGAAGAUGGAUGAGAGGACCCCACAAGAAGAGCUCACAGAAAGCCCUGGCGGUGAACAGACUGCUUUCAUGACUACACCUGGGGGAAAGGGACAUGAAGGUGUAAACCCAGAGCCCUUCCGAGCAACUAAAAAUGUAUUUAACAGGCAACUCUGCCUAGAACAUGAUGAGAAGCUGGUAUCUUAUCUGUCUCUAUUACGAGACAUUGAAAUGAGGACCAAACAGAUUCAACCUCUGGACCUAAACCUGGCAGAGCUACAGGAUCUGCUGUGUCAGGCCAAGGUAUUAGACAGUGAGCUAAAGGAUCUGUCCACCUUGGUGCAUCAGCAACUAGAGCGUGUAAAUCAGAUUAUCAUCAGCCAGCCUCAAGAAGUUCCUGCUCAACUGUUGAAGGCUCUAGAGAAGGAUGCCAAGAAUCUCCAAAAGUCCCUCAGCUCUGUGAGUGACACCUGGAGUUCCAGACUAUUCCACCUCCAGAGUGCUAUGGAAGUCCAGAAGACUAAAGUGUUAAGUCAGCGUGAACAGCUAGACGGCAGACUUCAAGAUCUGAGAGACUGGGUUGGCAAUACCAAUCUUAUUCUCAACAGCAAAGAAUAUAACGAUGACACCAAUGCGGACAGCCUGAAUCACUGUCUCCAGCGGUAUGAGGAUUUGAAGCAGCCCAUGGCUGACAGGAAAUCUCAGCUGGAUGCUCUUGCUUUUGAUAUUCAGUUCUUUAUCUCGGAGCAUGCCCAGGACUUAUCCCCUCAGCAGAACCGACAGAUGCUGAGGCUUCUGAAUGAACUGCAGAGGUCCUUCCAAGACCUUGCGGAGCAGGCCACAGCUCAGAUGGAUGCCUUGCAGGGCCGUUUUCAACAAAUGGAGCAGGCAGUCCAGGUCAAGACCCUGCAGAAACAACAAAAUACCUGUUACCAGAAACUGGACGAUCUUUGCAACUGGCUAGGACAGGCAGAAAGCACAUUGGCAGGCCACCAAGGUAGAGCCACCCAGCAGGAUCUCUCCGCUUUGCAGAAGAACCAGAGUGACUUAAAGGAUUUACAGGACGAUAUUCAGAAUCGGGCCACCUCAUUUGCCAGUGUUGUCAAAGACAUCGAAGGGUUCCUGGAAGAGAACCAGGCCAAGCUGAGCCCCCACGAGUUGACAGCUCUUCGGGAGAAGCUUCAUCAGGCUAAGGAACAGUAUGAGGCUCUCCAGGAACGGACACGGGUGGCCCAGAAGGAGCUGGAAGAAGUGGUGACUUCAGCCGUACAGCAGGAGACUGAAAAGAGUAAAGCAGCAAAGGAACUGGCCGAGAACAGGAGUAAGAUUGAUGCUCUCUUGGAUUGGGUGACUGGGGUGGGAUCGACUGGCAGACAGAUGGAGCAGCUGUCAGGAGCUGGCCUGGGGAAAGGAGCCAUGGACACCACUGAUGGCCACAGGGCAGUGAACCAAGCCCUGGCAGAGCUGGACAAGCAGUGCGAGAAGAUGAAGGCCCAUCACCAAGAAUUGCUGUCUCAGCAGCAAAAUUUCAUCCUGGCCACCCAGUCUGCUCAGGCCUUCCUGGAUCAGCAUGGCCACAACCUCACCCCCGAAGAACGCCAGGUGCUAGAGGACAAGCUCGGAGAGCUAAAGGGCCAAUAUGCCUCUUCCCUGGCCCGGUCGGAGGCGGAGCUGAAGCAGGUGCAGACACUGCGGGACGAGCUGCAGAAGUUUCUGCAGGACCAUGAAGAGUUUGAGAACUGGCUGGAACGGUCUGAGAGAGAGCUGGAGAACAUGCAUCAAGGAGGCAGCUGCCCCGAAGCCCUUCCCUCCCUGCUGAAGCGGCAGGGCAGCUUCUCGGAGGAUGUCAUUUCCCACAAAGGAGACUUGCGAUUUGUGACCAUCUCCGGACAGAAAGUUUUAGACACAGAAAACAGCUUUGAGGAAGGCAGAGGGGCAUCAGCAACUGGAAUGUUAGUGAAGGGUAAACUGAAGGAUGCAACAGAAAGAUACACUGCUCUGCAUUCAAAGUGUACACGAUUGGGCUCUCACCUGAACAUGCUCCUAGGCCGGUAUCAGCAGUUCCAGAGCACUGCUGACAGCCUGCAGGCCUGGAUGCAGGCUUGUGAAGCCAACGUGGAGAAGCUCCUCUCGGAUACUGUUGCCUCUGACCCUGGGAUCCUACAACAGCAGCUUGCAACAGCAAAGCAGUUGCAGGAAGAAUUAGCUGAGCACCAAGUACCUGUAGAAAAGCUCCAAAAAGUAGCCCAUGACCUCAUGGAAAUUGAAGGAGAGCCAGCUCCAGACCGCAAGCAUGUGCAAGAAACUACAGAUUCCAUACUCAACCAUUUUCAGAGCCUCUCCAGUAACCUGGCUGAGCGCUCUGCUCUGCUGCAGAAGGCAAUUGCCCAAUCUCAGAGUGUCCAGGAAAGCCUGGAGAGCUUGUUGCAGUCCAUCAGGGAAGUCGAGCAAAACCUGGAAGAGGAGCAGGUGACAUCACUGUCAUCGGGAGUCAUCCAGGAAGCCCUGGCCACUAACAUGAAAUUGAAGCAAGACAUUGCUCGGCAAAAGAGUAGCUUGGAGGCCACCCGUGAGAUGGUGACCCGGUUCAUGGAGACGGCAGACAGCACCACGGCUGCGGUGCUGCAGGGCAAACUGGCGGAGGUGAGCCAGCGCUUCGAACAACUCUGUCUACAGCAGCAAGAAAAGGAGAGCUCCCUAAAGAAGCUUCUGCCCCAGGCAGAGAUGUUUGAACAUCUCUCUGAUAAGCUGCAGCAGUUCAUGGAAAACAAAAGCCGGAUGCUAGCCUCUGGAAAUCAGCCAGAUCAAGAUAUUGCACAUUUCUUCCAGCAGAUCCAGGAACUGAAUUUGGAAAUGGAAGAUCAACAGGAGAACCUUGAGACUCUCGAGCACCUGGUCACUGAACUGAGCUCCUGUGGCUUUGCCCUGGACCUCUCCCAACACCAGGACAGGGUACAGAACCUCAAAAAGGACUUUACAGAGUUACAGAAGACAGUUAAAGAAAGAGAGGAAGAUGCAUCAUCUUGUCAGGAGCAAUUGGAUGAAUUUCGGAAGCUGGUUAGGACCUUCCAGAAAUGGCUGAAGGAAACAGAAGGGAAUAUUCCACCUACAGAAACUUUCAUGAGUACUAAAGAGCUGGAAAAGCAGAUCGAACACCUGAAGGAUCUUCUAGAUGACUGGGCAAGUAAGGGAAGUUUGGUGGAGGAAAUCAAUUGCAAAGGCACUUCUUUAGAAAAUCUCAUCAUGGAGAUCACAGCACCCGAUUCCCAGGCCAAGACAGGUUCCAUACUGCCCUCUGUAGGAAGCUCUGUAGGCAGUGUAAACGGAUACCACACCUGCAAAGAUCUGACGGAGAUCCAGUGUGACAUGUCAGAUGUAAACUUAAAAUAUGAGAAACUGGGUGGAGUGCUUCGGGAACACCAAGAAAGCCUUCAAGCUGUCCUCAGCAGAAUGCAGGAAGUUCAGAAGGAGGCAGGCUCAGUGCUGCAGUGGCUGGAAUCAAAAGAGGAAGUCCUGAAAGCCAUGGAUGCCUCUUCAUCUCCAACCAAGCCGGAAACAGUGAGAGCCCAAGCUGAAUCUAACAAGGCCUUCCUAGCUGAAUUGGAACAGAAUUCUCCAAAAAUCCAAAAAGUAAAGGAAGCCCUGGCUGGGUUGCUGAUGACAUAUCCUAACUCACAAGAAGCAGAAAACUGGAAGGAAAUGCAAGAGGAACUCAAUUCCCGAUGGGAAAGGGCCACUGAAGUGACCGUGGCCCGGCAAAGGCAGCUGGAGGAAUCUGCAAAUCAGCUGGCCAGCUUCCAGGCUGCAGAAUCCCAGCUCCGGCCCUGGCUGAUGGAGAAGGAACUGAUGAUGGGGGUGCUGGGCCCCCUGUCUAUUGACCCCAACAUGCUGACUGCACAAAAGCAGCAGGUCCAGUUUAUGCUGAAGGAAUUUGAAACACGCAGGCAACAGCAUGAGCAGCUGAACGAGGCGGCUCAGGGCAUUCUAACAGGCCCUGGAGAUGUCUCUCCAUCCACCAGCCAAGUACAGAAAGAACUCCAGAGCAUCAAUCAAAAGUGGAUUGAACUGACUGACAAACUCAAUUCCCGUUCCAGCCAAAUUGACCAAGCUAUUAUCAAAAGCACCCAGUACCAAGAACUACUCCAGAACUUAUCAGAGAAGGUAAAGGCAGUUGGACAGCGACUAAGUAGCCAGUCGGCCAUCAGCACCCAGCCUGAGGCCGUGAAGCAGCAACUGGAGGAGACCAGUGAGAUUCGAUCUGAUGUGGAGCAGUUAGACCAUGAGAUUAAGGAGGCACAGACACUUUGUGAUGAGCUCUCAGUACUCAUUGGGGAGCAGUACCUCAAGGAUGAGCUGAAGAAGCGUUUGGAGACAGUUGCCCUGCCUCUCCAAGGUUUAGAAGACCUUGCAGCUGACCGCAUGAACAGACUCCAGGCAGCUCUUGCCAGCACCCAGCAGUUCCAGCAAAUGUUUGAUGAGCUGAGAACCUGGUUGGAUGACAAACAAAGCCAGCAAGCAAAAAAUUGCCCAAUUUCUGCAAAAUUGGAGCGGCUACAGUCUCAGCUACAGGAGAAUGAAGAGUUUCAGAAGAGCCUUAACCAACACAGUGGCUCCUAUGAGGUGAUUGUGGCCGAGGGAGAAUCUCUGCUUCUUUCUGUACCUCCUGGAGAAGAGAAAAAGACUUUACAAAACCAGUUGGUUGAGCUCAAAAGCCACUGGGAAGAGCUUAGUAAAAAAACUGCAGACAGACAAUCCAGGCUCAAGGACUGCAUGCAGAAAGCUCAGAAAUAUCAGUGGCAUGUGGAGGACCUUGUGCCGUGGAUAGAAGAUUGUAAGGCCAAGAUGUCUGACUUGCAGGUCACUCUGGACCCAGUGCAGCUAGAGUCCAAUCUUCUGAGAUCAAAGGCUAUGCUGAGUGAGGUGGAAAAGCGCCGCUCCCUGCUAGAAAUACUGAACAGUGCUGCUGACAUUCUGAUCAAUUCUUCAGAAACAGAUGAAGAUGACAUCCGGGAUGAGAAGGCUGGGAUCAACCAGAACAUGGAUUCCAUUACAGAGGAACUACAGGCCAAAACAGGGUCUCUUGAAGAAAUGACUCAGAGGCUCAAGGAGUUCCAGGAAAGCUUUAAGAAUAUUGAAAAGAAGGUUGAAGGGGCCAAACACCAACUUGAGAUCUUUGAUGCUCUAGGCUCUCAAGCCUGUAGCAACAAGAACCUGGAGAAGCUAAGAGCUCAACAGGAAGUGCUGCAGACCCUGGAGCCCCAGGUAGACUAUCUGAGGAACUUCACCCAGGGCUUGGUAGAAGAUGCCCCAGAUGGAUCUGAUGCUUCCCAACUUCUUCAUCAAGCCGAGGUCACCCAGCAAGAGUUCUUGGAAGUAAAGCAAAGAGUGAACAGCGGUUGCAUGACAAUGGAAAACAAGCUGGAGGGGAUUGGUCAGUUUCACUGCCGAGUCCGAGAGAUGUUUUCUCAGCUGGCAGACCUGGAUGAUGAGCUAGAUGGCAUGGGUGCCAUUGGCAGAGACACUGAUAGCCUCCAGUCCCAGAUUGAGGAUGUACGGCUAUUCCUCAACAAAAUCCAAGCCCUCAGGUUAGACAUAGAGGCCUCUGAAACAGAGUGUCGACAAAUGCUGGAGGAAGAGGGGACUCUGGACUUGUUAGGUCUCAAGAGGGAGCUCGAAGCCCUGAACAAGCAAUGUGGCAAACUGACAGAGAGGAGCAGAGCUCGCCAGGAGCAGCUGGAGCUGACGCUGGGCCGCGUGGAGGACUUUUACAGGAAGCUGAAAGCCCUCAAUGACAUGACCACGGCAGCAGAGGAGGGGGAGGCCCUCCAGUGGGUCGUGGGGACUGAAGUGGACCUCAUCAACCAGCAGUUAGCAGAUUUUAAGAUGUUUCAGAAAGAGCAGGUGGAUCCUCUUCAGAUGAAGCUACAGCAGGUGAAUGGACUCGGCCAGGGGUUGAUUCAGAGUGCCGGAAAAAACUGUGAUGUGCAGGGUUUGGAACAUGACAUGGAAGAGAUCAACGCUCGAUGGAACACACUGAACAAAAAGGUUGCACAAAGAAUUGCACAACUGCAGGAGGCUUUGUUGCAUUGUGGGAAGUUUCAAGAUGCCUUGGAGCCGUUGCUCAGCUGGUUGGCAGACACUGAGGAGCUCAUAGCCAAUCAGAAACCUCCAUCUGCCGAGUAUAAAGUGGUGAAAGCACAGAUCCAAGAACAGAAGUUGCUCCAGCGGCUCCUUGAUGAUCGAAAGGCCACAGUAGAUAUGCUUCAAGCAGAAGGAGGCAGAAUAGCCCAGUCCGCUGAGCUGGCUGAUAGAGAGAAAAUCACUGCACAGUUGGAGGGUCUUGAAAGUAGAUGGACUGGACUACUCAACAAGGCAGCAGCCAGGCAAAAACAGCUGGAAGAUAUCCUGGUUCUGGCCAAACAAUUCCAUGAGACAGCUGAGCCUAUUUCUGACUUCUUGUCCGUCACGGAGAAAAAGCUUGCUAACUCAGAGCCUGUUGGCACUCAGUCUGCCAAAAUCCAGCAGCAGAUCAUCCGGCACAAGGCUCUGGAGGAAGAAAUAGAAAGCCAUGCAACAGAUGUGCACCAGGCAGUCAAAAUUGGGCAGUCUCUCUCCUCCCUGACAUGCUCUGCAGAACAGGGUGUGCUGUCAGAGAAGCUAGACUCCUUGCAGGCCCGAUACAGUGAGAUUCAAGACUGGGGCUGUCGGAAAGCAGCCCUGCUUGAACAGGCACUGUGUAACGCUAGACUGUUCGGGGAGGAUGAGGUGGAGGUGCUCAACUGGCUGGCUGAGGUUGAGGACAAGCUCAGUUCAGUGUUCGUAAAGGAUUACAGACAGGAUGUCCUGCAGAAACAGCAUGCUGACCACCUGGCUCUAAAUGAAGAAAUCAUUAAUAGAAAGAAGAAUGUAGAUCAAGCUAUUAAAAAUGGUCAGGCUCUUCUAAAACAAACCACAGGUGAAGAGGUAUUGCUUAUCCAGGAGAAAUUGGACGGAAUAAAGACUCGCUAUGCAGACAUCACGGUCACCAGCUCCAAGGCCCUCCGAACUUUAGAGCAAGCCCGGCAGCUGGCCACCAAGUUCCAGUCUACUUAUGAGGAACUGACUGGGUGGCUCAGGGAAGUGGAGGAGGAGCUGGCAGCCAGUGGAGGACAGUCUCCCACAGGGGAGCAGAUACCCCAGUUUCAGCAAAGACAGAAGGAAUUAAAGAAGGAGGUCAUGGAGCACAGGCUGGUGUUGGACACAGUGAAUGAAGUGAGCCGUGCUCUCUUAGAGCUGGUGCCCUGGAGAGCCAGAGAAGGGCUGGAUAAACUUGUGUCUGAUGCCAAUGAACAGUACAAGCUGGUCAGUGACACUGUGGGACAAAGGGUGGAUGAAAUUGAUGCUGCUAUUCAGAGAUCACAGCAGUAUGAGCAAGCUGCUGAUGCAGAACUAGCUUGGGUUGCUGAAACAAAACGAAAACUGAUGGCCCUGGGUCCAAUUCGCCUAGAACAGGACCAGACCACAGCUCAGCUGCAGGUACAGAAGGCUUUCUCUAUUGACAUCAUUCGACACAAAGAUUCAAUGGAUGAACUCUUCAGUCAUCGUGGUGAAAUCUUUGGCACAUGUGGGGAGGAACAAAAAGCUAUAUUACAGGAAAAGACAGAGUCUCUAAUACAGCAAUAUGAAGCCAUUAGUCUGCUCAAUUCAGAGCGUUACACCCGCCUAGAACGGGCACAGGUCUUGGUGAACCAGUUUUGGGAAACUUACGAGGAGCUCAGCCCCUGGAUUGAGGAGACCCGGGCACUGAUAGCACAGUUACCUCCUCCAGCCAUUGAUCAUGAGCAGCUCAGGCAGCAGCAAGAGGAAAUGAGGCAACUCAGGGAAUCCAUUGCUGAACACAAACCCCAUAUUGAUAAGCUGCUAAAGAUAGGCCCACAACUAAAGGAGUUAAACCCUGAAGAGGGAGAAAUGGUGGAGGAAAAAUACCAGAAAGCAGAAAACCUAUAUGCCCAAAUAAAAGAGGAGGUGCGCCAGCGGGCACUGGCUCUGGACGAGGCUGUUUCCCAGUCGGCUCAGUUCCAUGAUAAAAUCGAGCCUAUGUUGGAGACUCUGGAGAAUCUCUCCUCUCGCCUGCGUAUGCCACCGCUGAUCCCUGCCGAAGUGGACAAGAUCAGAGAGUGUGUCAGUGACAACAAGAGCGCCACCGUGGAGCUGGAAAAGCUUCAGCCUUCCUUUGAGGCCCUGAAGCGCCGUGGAGAAGAGCUCAUUGCACGAUCUCAGGGAGCCGACAAGGACUUGGCUGCAAAAGAAAUCCAGGACAAAUUGGAUCAGAUGGUAUUCUUCUGGGAGGACAUCAAAGCUCGAGCUGAAGAACGAGAAAUUAAGUUCCUUGAUGUCCUUGAACUAGCAGAGAAGUUCUGGUAUGACAUGGCAGCUCUCUUGACCACUAUCAGAGACACCCAGGACAUUGUCCAUGACUUGGAAAGCCCAGGCAUUGACCCAUCUAUAAUCAAACAACAGGUUGAAGCUGCUGAGACUAUUAAGGAAGAGACAGAUGGUCUGCAUGAGGAGUUGGAAUUUAUUCGAAUCCUUGGAGCAGAUUUGAUUUUUGCCUGUGGAGAAACUGAGAAGCCCGAAGUAAAGAAGAGCAUUGAUGAGCUGAAUAAUGCAUGGGAGAACUUAAACAAAACCUGGAAGGAGAGGCUAGAAAAGCUUGAGGAUGCCAUGCAAGCUGCUGUGCAGUAUCAGGACACUCUUCAGGCUAUGUUUGACUGGCUAGAUAACACUGUGAUUAAGCUCUGCACCAUGCCCCCUGUUGGCACGGACCUCAACACCGUUAAAGAUCAGUUAAAUGAAAUGAAGGAGUUCAAAGUGGAAGUUUACCAGCAGCAAAUUGAGAUGGAGAAGCUCAAUCACCAGGGUGAGCUGAUGUUAAAGAAAGCUACUGAUGAGACGGAUAGAGACAUUAUCCGAGAACCGCUGACAGAACUCAAACACCUCUGGGAGAACCUGGGUGAAAAAAUUGCCCACAGACAGCACAAACUAGAAGGUGCUCUCCUGGCCCUUGGCCAGUUCCAGCAUGCCUUAGAGGAACUGAUGAGUUGGCUGACUCACACUGAGGAGUUGUUGGAUGCUCAGAGACCAGUAAGCGGAGACCCAAAAGUCAUUGAAGUUGAGCUCGCAAAACACCAUGUUCUGAAAAAUGAUGUUCUGGCCCAUCAAGCCACAGUAGAAACAGUCAACAAAGCUGGCAAUGAGCUUCUUGAAUCUAGUGCUGGAGAUGACGCCAGCAGCCUAAGGAGCCGUUUGGAAACUAUGAACCAAUGCUGGGAGUCAGUGUUACAAAAAACAGAGGAGAGAGAACAGCAGCUUCAGUUGACAUUGCAGCAGGCCCAGGGUUUCCACAGUGAAAUUGAAGAUUUUCUCUUGGAACUGACUAGAAUGGAGACCCAACUCUCUGCAUCUAAGCCCACAGGAGGACUUCCUGAAACUGCAAGGGAACAGCUUGAUACACAUAUGGAACUCUAUUCCCAGCUCAAAGCCAAGGAAGAGACUUAUAAUCAACUGCUUGACAAGGGCAGGCUCAUGCUUCUAAGCCGCGAUGAUUCUGGGUCUGGCUCAAAGACAGAACAGAGUGUAGCUCUCUUGGAACAGAAGUGGCAUGUGGUCAGCAGUAAGAUGGAAGAAAGAAAGUCAAAGCUGGAAGAGGCCCUCAACCUGGCAACAGAAUUCCAGAAUUCCCUGCAAGAGUUCAUCAAUUGGCUCACUCUAGCAGAGCAAAAUCUCAACAUCACCUCUCCUCCCAGCCUGAUUCUAAACACUGUCCUCUCCCAGAUAGAGGAGCACAAGGUGUUUGCUAAUGAGGUCAAUGCUCAUCGAGACCAGAUAAUUGAACUGGAUCAAACCGGGAAUCAGUUAAAGUUCCUUAGCCAAAAACAGGAUGUUGUUCUGAUCAAGAAUUUGCUGGUCAGCGUCCAGUCUCGAUGGGAGAAGGUUGUCCAGCGGUCUAUUGAAAGAGGGCGAUCACUGGAUGAUGCCAGGAAGAGGGCAAAACAAUUCCAUGAAGCUUGGAAAAAACUGAUUGAUUGGCUAGAAGAUGCAGAGAGUCACCUGGACUCAGAGCUGGAGAUAUCCAAUGACCCGGACAAAAUUAAACUCCAGCUUUCGAAGCAUAAGGAAUUUCAGAAAACCCUUGGCGGCAAACAGCCUGUGUAUGAUACCACAAUUCGAACUGGCAGAGCCCUGAAAGAAAAGACUUUGCUUCCUGAUGACACUCAGAAACUUGACAAUUUACUGGGAGAAGUCAGAGACAAAUGGGAUACUGUUUGUGGCAAGUCUGUGGAGAGGCAGCACAAGUUGGAGGAGGCCCUGCUGUUUUCGGGUCAGUUCAUGGAUGCUCUGCAGGCCUUGGUCGACUGGCUGUACAAGGUGGAGCCGCAGCUGGCCGAGGACCAGCCCGUGCACGGGGACCUCGACCUGGUCAUGAACCUCAUGGACGCCCAUAAGGUUUUCCAGAAGGAACUGGGAAAGCGAACAGGAACCGUUCAGGUACUGAAGCGGUCAGGCCGAGAGUUGAUUGAGAAUAGCCGUGAUGACACCACAUGGGUGAAAGGGCAGCUCCAGGAAUUGAGCACUCGCUGGGACACUGUGUGUAAGCUCUCCGUCUCCAAACAAAGCCGACUGGAGCAGGCCUUAAAACAGGCGGAAGAGUUUCGGGACACAGUCCACAUGCUGUUGGAGUGGCUUUCUGAAGCAGAGCAAACGCUUCGUUUUCGGGGAGCACUUCCUGAUGACACGGAGGCCCUGCAGUCUCUCAUUGACACCCAUAAGGAGUUCAUGAAGAAAGUGGAAGAAAAGCGAGUGGAUGUUAACGCAGCAGUAGCAAUGGGAGAAGCCAUCCUGGCUGUGUGCCAUCCUGAUUGCAUCACUACCAUCAAGCACUGGAUCACUAUCAUCCGAGCUCGCUUUGAGGAGGUCCUGACGUGGGCUAAGCAGCACCAGCAGCGUCUUGAAACAGCCCUGUCAGAACUGGUGGCUAAUGCCGAGCUCUUGGAAGAACUUCUGGCGUGGAUCCAGUGGGCCGAGACCACCCUCAUUCAGCGGGACCAGGAGCCGAUCCCUCAGAACAUCGACCGAGUUAAAGCCCUCAUUGCUGAACAUCAGAUGUUUAUGGAGGAAAUGACUCGCAAACAGCCUGAUGUGGACCGGGUCACCAAGACGUACAAAAGGAAGAAUAUAGAGCCUGCUCACACGCCUUUCAUCGAGAAAUCCCGCAGCGGCAGCAGGAAGUCCUUGAGUCAGUCCACCCCUCCUCCCAUGCCAAUCCUUUCACAGUCUGAAGCGAAAAACCCACGAAUCAACCAGCUGUCUGCCCGCUGGCAGCAGGUGUGGCUGCUAGCACUGGAGCGGCAGCGGAAGCUGAACGAUGCCUUGGAUAGACUGGAAGAGUUGAAGGAAUUUGCCAACUUUGACUUCGAUGUCUGGAGGAAAAAGUAUAUGCGUUGGAUGAAUCACAAAAAAUCUCGGGUGAUGGAUUUCUUCCGGCGAAUUGACAAGGACCAGGACGGGAAGAUAACACGUCAGGAGUUUAUUGAUGGCAUUCUAGCAUCCAAGUUUCCUACCACCAAGUUAGAGAUGACUGCUGUCGCUGACAUUUUUGACCGAGAUGGAGAUGGCUACAUCGAUUACUAUGAAUUCGUGGCUGCUCUGCAUCCCAACAAGGAUGCUUACCGCCCAACAACCGACGCAGAUAAAAUUGAAGACGAGGUCACAAGACAAGUGGCUCAGUGCAAAUGUGCAAAAAGGUUUCAGGUGGAGCAGAUUGGAGAGAAUAAAUAUCGGUUCUUCCUCGGCAAUCAGUUCGGAGACUCUCAGCAGCUGCGGCUGGUCCGCAUCCUGCGCAGCACAGUGAUGGUCCGAGUUGGUGGAGGAUGGAUGGCCCUGGAUGAAUUUUUAGUGAAAAAUGAUCCCUGCCGAGUUCACCAUCCUGGGAGUAAAAUAAAGCGCUCUGAUUCCAGCUCUUCGAUUUCCAGUCAGUCUCCCAUAGCACGAGGUAGAACUAACAUCGAGCUUAGAGAGAAAUUCAUCCUGCCUGAGGGGGCAUCCCAGGGAAUGACCCCUUUCCGAUCACGGGGUCGAAGGUCCAAACCAUCUUCGCGGGCUGCCUCCCCCACCCGCUCCAGCUCCAGUGCUAGUCAGAGUAACCACAGCUGUACAUCCAUGCCGUCUUCUCCAGCCACCCCAGCCAGUGGUACCAAGACUCCACUUCAGUUCCCUCGCUGUUAUGACAAACCCUGGUUGGUAAACAGUAAAGCUGGCACCCCUGUCAGGGACAGCCAUUAUCCUGACCUCCAGCUGCCCAGCCCCGAGGUUAUUCCAUCAACAGGGAGCAAGCUGAAACGACCAACCCCAGCCCUUCACUCUAGCCGCACAUCCCUCGCUGGUGAUACCAGCAAUAGUUCUUCCCCAGCCUCCACAGGUGCCAGAACGAAUCGAGCAGACCCUAAAAAAUCAGCCAGUCGCCCUGGGAGUCGGGCCGGGAGUCGGGCCGGGAGUCGGGCCAGUAGCCGGCGAGGAAGCGAUGCCUCUGACUUUGACCUUUUAGAGACACAGUCUGCUUGUUCAGAUACUUCGGAGAGCAGUGCUGCAGGAGGCCAGGGCAGCUCCAGAAGAGGGCUAAACAAGCCUUCCAAAAUCCCGACCAUGUCUAAGAAGACCACCACUGCCUCCCCCAGGACUCCGGGUCCCAAGCGAUAACACUGUACAAGCACCCCCAAGCCUCUAUCCACUUUGAAGCCUGCUCCGUACAUUGGGUGUAUAUUUAUUCUGAACAGGAGAAGUUAUAUUGUUAAAAGUGUAAAAGAAUAAUUGUGUUAUGAAGCUGCCUUAUUUUUUUUCUUUUUGUAAGUUACUAUUUUCAUGUGAAUAUUUAUGUAGAUAAAAUUCGCCUCCUGGUAACCCUGUAAUGGAUGGGGCCCAGAAAUGAAAUAUUUGAGAAAAACAAGUGAAAAGGUCAAGAUGAGAAUGUGUAUUAAAAAAAAAAAAAAAUGCCUCUAAAUAGGGUUUCUGCGCGGUGCAGGGUUGUAAACCUGCUUUAUCUUUUAGGAUUAUUCCUAAAUGCAUCUUCUUUAUAAACUUGACUUGCUGUCUCAGCAAGAUAAAUUAUAUUAAAAAAAUAAUAAGAAUCCUGCAGUGUUUAAGGAACUCUUUUUUUGUAAAUCACAGACACCUCAAUUAGCAAGAACUGAGGGGAGGGCACUUCUAAUUGCUUUUUCCAAUGUUUUUAAUGCUGUGUGAUUUUAGCUGAGGAGAGGGAAUCUCCUCUAGGUAAUGUUUGCACAUGAUCAGCAGAAGGAGUUCAUCGCAAUACUCUGAAUCCUGUUUCAGUACUGGGUGUUUAAAGGACAAUAGCUGCUAGAAUUCAGGGGUAAAUGUGACUGUUCCGAAGAUGUCAGAACAUUGGGGUUUUUAAGAGUCCUGGUUUGUAACUUUCUAUUCAACCCAGCCACCAAUAACUCCUGUGCUCACCAGGACCCAGGCCCUUGGCAAGGGGACACUCCUUGGUGGCACUGUGAAUUACAGAUUUGUUUAUCUGCAUUUUUCCUAUUUAUUUAAAUGGUCGAUCAACUUCCCACAAACUGAGGAAUGAAUUCCACGAGCUUAUUCUGAAAAUGUGGACAUAAGACAAACAUUUGCUCGUCCUUUAAAGGAGUUCACCAGCACACUUGUUAUCAAGUCCCGUUUGCUUCCGUCUUUUUUUGUGCGUAAUAAAGUCAACUGACCAAGUGACCAUGAAGAGGGGCUGUCUGGGGCUCCCGUUUUUUAGCUGCUGUUCCUCUUCAGCUCCGACCAUGUUGCUGUGUAAUUAUCUCAAUUGGUUUUAAUUGAGGCAGAAACUGAAGCUCUACCAAUGAACUGUUUAAAAACAAGACACUUUUGUAUUAAAAUUGCUUGCAGUAACAAA
Molecule: messenger RNA, 24463 nt
Organism: Neofelis nebulosa (Clouded leopard)
Lineage: Eukaryota; Metazoa; Chordata; Mammalia; Carnivora; Felidae
Gene: MACF1
Product: microtubule actin crosslinking factor 1
Exons: 101
Coding region: 655-23256 (7533 amino acids)
Biological process (GO): intermediate filament bundle assembly; regulation of microtubule-based process; wound healing
Cellular component (GO): cell junction; keratin filament; cytoplasm
Molecular function (GO): keratin filament binding; microtubule binding; structural molecule activity
Source: RefSeq, a predicted model, not a curated record